CUCGGUUAGCUCGUUGGCACCGAUAGCAUCCCCCUCGACACACGUGUCAGGAAAGUACACUGAAGGAAGUCCCGGUUUUUGUUUCCUUAGCCACCCCGGUGGACAGCCUGUACAGGGGACGCUGGCUGUCUCGGUCACUCUGGCACCUGACGCGUCCAGUGCAGCCUCUCCGGACGCGCUGGAGCAGACGAAGGAGAUCCGCGGGUCAACGCGGUUCUUCGUCGGCGAUGAUCAACUCCGAGCCCUGCGCGCUUCGUCGGGAAUGAGCGGCGUCGGCCGUGUGCGCGUCGCUGCCCGCGUUACCAGCAACUCGACCGGAUUUAAAGUGGAGAAAACCGUCGAAGUCCGCCUGAUGCAGAACACGUACCAGCUCACUUUCCACGACUUCCCGCCUUCGCUUCGACCAUCCUUGCACUUCUCUACAAAACUCAGGAUCUCCAGAUAUGACAGAAAGCCUCUGGGCUCACAGGAUCUAAAGUACCCGGCUGUGGUUGAGGUCACUCAGAGAGGGUCCACGAUGGAUGCUGAACGUGCGACUCGGACCGUCCCCGUGCCCGAGGACGGCCACGUCCGCGUCCAGUUUAAAUUACAGGAUCGGGUGGAGAUGCUCUUUGUUCGGGCCAGAUUCCGAUCCAGUGAGGAGACUCUGAAGGUCUACAACAACUACUCCUCUCCUAGUAGCUCAUACAUUCAGAUCUCCCCAGUCAAUACCUUACCUGCACAGAUUGGAUUGCCUCUUCAAAUAGAUGUGGAGAGCACCUUUAAACUGACUACACUUCACUUUGUGGUGAGCUGUAGAGGUCAAGUGGUGGCCGCUGGAACAACAAACUCCUCAUCUUUUUCUCUGACCCCAACACUGUCCUGGUCCCCUGAGGCCUGUGUCACUGUCUACUGCAUCCUUUCUAACGGAGAGGUCACCAGUGACACGGCGCACAUACCCAUCAACCAGCACAACUACGUGUCUCUAAACUGGAGCAGUGACAGGGUUCAGCCAGGUGAGCAGGUAUUGCUCACCGUGACUGCCCUUGAACCCAGGUCCCAGGUAGGAAUUGUGGUAACGGGAACACGUGAUGACGACACUCCAGACGAUGACCAGGACUUAACAGUGAAGCAGGAAUGCAAUAUUAGGAUGCUGACCAAUGCCAGACUGUAUAAGACAAAGCAGACUGAUGGACCUAGAAAUGGGGGUGUCCUAUUGGUGGAGAAGUACUGGAGCCCCUGGAUGGCUGCCACUGAAACCUUGCUGUGGUUAGACACUAAUGUUAGUGCCAAAACAUGGACAAGUGGGAAAAUAACAGUGCCAGAUGGCGUUACUUCUUUGAAUGCUGUAGCAAUGGAAAUGUCAGACAACCUGGGUUUGGGCUUCACUCCUGUGCCACUAAAGUUGACUGUGUCCAAAGACUUCUCCUUGUCUCUGAAUGUCCCAUCAUACCUCAUCAGGGGAGAGGAGAUUGUGGUAGAGGUGAACAUCAUCAACCAUUUAGAGCAGGACAUAGAGGUCAUCGUGCUGCUCACACAGAGCAAGGCCUUUGAGUUUGUGUUGGCGGACAGAGUGGACGCCUCUGUGGUAAAUGCCCAAAAACUCACCUUAGGGAGUCACGUCUCUGCCUCAGCUCUGUUCCCUAUAAGGCCUGUAGCUCUGGGUGAGAUUGAAAUAUCUGUGGAUGCCGUAUGUGCUGAGGCCUCAGACAGCCUAGUAUGGCAAGUGCUCGUUAAGCCUGAGGGCGUUGAACAGUCCUUCUCAGAGACUCUGUUCCUGGAGCUGGCACCAGAGAAGCACUACAAUUCCAAAUCCGUCUCCUUCUCCUUUCCACCAGAUGUGGUACUGGGCAGUCAGAGGGCCCACGUGGCUUUGGUUGGUGACAUCUUGGCCUUGUCCUUUAGUGACUUGGGUUCGCUGGUUCAGAUGCCUCUUGGUUGUGGGGAGCAAAACAUGGUCAGCUUUGCUCCAAGUAUUUAUGUUCUCCAGUACCUGGAAAAGUCAACCCUGGAUGAUAAGGAGAUCAGGAGCAGGGCUAUGGGCUAUAUGAUGGAGGGAUAUCGGAGACAACUGUCCUACCAACGAGACGAUGGUUCCUUCAGUGCUUUUGGAGCCAGCGACACCUCUGGGAGCACAUGGCUGACAGCCUUUGUGCUGCGGUGCUUCCUCCAGGCUCAGCCUCACAUGCAGGUAGACCAGAGUGUCCUGACCAGAGCCAUGACUUGGCUCUUGAAACACCAGGGUCCUCAGGGGGAGUUCAGUGAGGUGGGCAGAUUGAUCCACACAGAGAUGCAGGGCGGACUGGAUAAUGGUCCAGUGGCACUCACUGCUUAUGUGCUGAUGGCACUGCUGGAGGACGAGACCUUUGCGGAAAUGUACCCAGGCAAUGUGUCCCUGGCCCAGAGGUACCUGGAGAACAAAGUGUCCAGUGGGCUGGUCAGUAACUACAGCCUGUGUCUGGUGGCAUAUGCUUUAGCUCUGGCCAACAGUCCUGUGGCUGGCACUGCUCUGUUUGAGCUCACCAGAAGAGCCGACUACACAGAUGGAGUCAUGAUGUGGAGAUCCUCUGCUGGCCUGCAGUCACAUGACUGGCAGCCGCGCGCGGCGCAGAUCGAGAUGGCCUCUUAUGUGCUGCUGGCUCUUUUUAAGCGUGCCAGCCUUGUUGAGGGCAUUGCACUCCUUAAGUGGUUAAGCAAGCAGAGAAAUCAUCUAGGAGGCUACAGGACAACACAGGACACAGUGGUUGCCCUCCAGGCUCUGUCUUACUACGCUGCAUUCAGUGGUGCCAACGCAAUUGACCUCAGGCUUAAUAUAUCGGCCCCAGCAUCUUCGUUUGUGUCUCUGUUUAGUAUCAACUCCAAUAACUAUCGGAUGUAUCAAAGACAAGAGAUUAAUGCUGACAAGGAUCUACACCUAAAUAUAUACAUGCAAGGAAGGGGAUUUGCCAUGUUUCAGAUGAAUGUCUUUUACAACGUGAAGACCACAGCGUUGUCACAGACCCUCCAGCAUGCCUCAAAUGAGGAGGCUUUCUCGUUAGAUGUGGAUGUUACUGAUGAAAGAGACGACAAUCACAUGCUGCUGUCUAUCUGCAUGAGAUUAAAGGACAGCCAGGUGAUAUCUCAUACAGGUAUGGUUAUCUUGGAUGUGGGCAUGCUCAGUGGUUUCAGGAUGUCUCCUGGAGCUGCUGCCCCAGCAGAUCUCAUCAGGAAGGUGGAGAUACUGCCCGAGAAAGUUAGCCUGUACCUGGAUUCACUUACCAAGUCAGAGGUUUGCAUCAGACUUCCCGUCAUCAGAGACUACAAAGUGGCCCAUGUACAGGAUGCCAUGGUGCAGGUUUACGACUACUAUGAACCGACGAGAAAAGCAGUAAGAACAUACAACUCAGAUUUUCUUCACAACAUGGACUCCUGCUUCUUCUGUGGCACAAACUGCGAUCUGUGUACGCCCGGUAUCACCAUCACAGUUUCCUCCCCCCUCUCGUCUCACUCAGUAAGCGUUGCCAACUAUAGCUUGAGUUGCGUAUUUCUUGGAGUUACUGCUUUUUUUAUUGCAGUCUGUUUCUAUGAAAUUUGAUUUUUUUUUUUUAAUUAUUCAAGAAAUGAAUAUAUAUUGAGACACAGUUUUAGUACAGUAUGUACACAUUCAUAUGCACUGGAUGCAAUGUAAAAAUUCUCUACAAAAGUUAUGAUUUCUUGACAAAUGAUUGUAAUAUUUAGAGGACUGUUUGCAUGCUGCUCUUUUGCUAAGUGCACACUUGUUUUCUACUAUUUAGUGUUUAAUGUUUAAUGUUUUAUUGUUUUUGAACAGAACUGUCUGAGAAAUUACUGUCUUUGGAAACCUACCUAUAAAUUCCAUUUAUACUGUGUAUGUAUUUUUUGGUCUGAUACAUUAGAAAACAAAUAAAAUAAUUUCUUUCCU
Messenger RNA from Xiphias gladius (swordfish), 3898 nucleotides. Its product is annotated as CD109 antigen-like. Gene Ontology annotation, molecular function: endopeptidase inhibitor activity. The coding region runs from base 263 to 3553 and encodes 1096 amino acids. Gene Ontology annotation, cellular component: extracellular region. The record is from RefSeq and is a predicted model, not a curated record. The transcript has 25 exons. NCBI's taxonomy places the organism in Eukaryota, Metazoa, Chordata, Actinopteri, Istiophoriformes, Xiphiidae.